AUGUCGGAUGACUGCAGAAGACGUCGAGUCAAGUGUGAUGAGGAGCAUCCAAGCUGUCGGACAUGUGUGCGGAGAAAUGUCCACUGCGAGUACCCAGACAAUGCCCAACGUCUGCCCAGCCCGCCAACAACUACACCAGACUCCCAUGUCCCACUGUGCCUUGCCAGAUCUUCGUCUUCACCGUCGGCCCCAACGCCAGCCACCACGCCUCUCUUCAGCCUCGCCAACGUCACCACUGACACAUUCUCGUUGGUCGACUUGCGUCUGCUUCAUCACUGGAUUACAUAUACAAGCCAAGACAUUUGCAGGUGUCCUCCAGCUCGACACAUCUGGCAAGGCAUACUUCCCCAGAUCGGAUUCAAACAUCCAUAUGUGUUGCACGCCUUGCUGGGUCUUGCGGCUUUGCAUAUUGCCUAUCAAAACCCGCAGGAGAGAAAGGUCAGAUGGAUGGAUGCAGUUGACCACCAUAGCAGAGCGCUAGAUGGCUUCCAGAAAGCCGUUGGGUGCAUCAGCGAAGAGAACAGUGAAGCACUGUUUGUGGGAUCACUAUGCAACGUCUUGUACGUCUUCGCCCUGUCGAAUCCGCUCCAGGAGACUCUAGGCACCGUCUCUUACUCGACAGCGUCAUCACGGAACGACAGGAUACUCGGGGCUGAGUGGAUUCCCAUGAUCCGUGGUUUGGAAGCAGUACUUCGGCCCAUCCAAUGCCAUUUGCUAUCUGGCAGGAUAAGCUCCAUCCUCAGCCUCGGCAAUUGGGAUGAGCUAGAUCUUGAAAAGAGCAGCUCUGACCCAGCUGAUGAGUACAUUUGCAGAAGCCGGGAGACCUGGAAGGACUCCAACUGUUCCGAGAUCUAUGAAACUACUCUCCAAACUUUCCGAAAAUGCCGGUUGUACUCGGAGCAGUUCUCUUCCAUGGAUCCAAAGGUUAUUGACCAGUGGGUAUGGAACAGAGCGUGGUCAGGACCACUCAUGUUCAUUCACUUUGCGCCUGAGGCAUACUUUACGCUUCUUCAACAGAGGCAACCACCUGCUUUGGUUCUGUUUGCUUUCUUUGGCGCUCUUUUUCACACACUGGAUGACUAUUGGUUCUUGGAGGGAUGGGGAAGGUCAAUUGUUGAGGUGGUGCACGAUAUCCUUGGUCCGUAUUGGAAGCCUUGGAUUACUUGGCCCCUGCAAGCAGUUGAAAUGGAAUGA
Fusarium keratoplasticum is the source of this 1194-nucleotide messenger RNA. Its product is annotated as Zn(2)-C6 fungal-type domain-containing protein. Gene Ontology annotation, biological process: regulation of transcription by RNA polymerase II. The coding region runs from base 1 to 1194 and encodes 397 amino acids. Gene Ontology annotation, molecular function: zinc ion binding; DNA-binding transcription activator activity, RNA polymerase II-specific. Lineage: Eukaryota; Fungi; Ascomycota; Sordariomycetes; Hypocreales; Nectriaceae. The transcript has 3 exons. The record is from RefSeq and is a predicted model, not a curated record.